AUGCUGCCAAGUCAACGAUCUAAAAAAAAGUUCCAUCACAAGUCUAAGAAUGGUUGCUCCAAUUGCAAGCGGCGCAAAGUUAAGUGUGAUGAACUUCAACCGAGAUGCACCAACUGCACCAGGUUUCAUUUGGAAUGUCAAUAUGACAUUCAUCCAGUCGUGCCAGCAUCUUCACUCGCAACCGCACCAAUUGCCCCGGUGAAACCUGGACGAGGCCGGCCGCGUAAGAACUGGUCAUCCCAGGCCCAGGACUCCUCGCUCCGAUCCCACUUCCAGUCUGAACCCAGAGAGUCACCCCAGUCCCCAGAAACAGAACUGAACAUGGCUCAAGCCGAGCUAUUGCGUCAAUUCAUCAUCUUCACUGGACCAAAUCUUGGCGGCUCUGAUGAUCCUAAUCACCCGAUUGUCCAGUUCUGGUCACGAGAUGCGACACUACUUGCCGCGUCGUAUCCCUAUCUCCUCCAUCUCUGCCUCUCUCUUGCGGCGUACCAUCUAGCAUUUCUAGCAUCCAACAAUUCACUGAAAAGGUCACGCUAUAUUGCCUUGGCUAAAGAUCACUUCUCUGUCGGGUUGAUCCAGACAAAUGAAGCUUUGUCGCAAAUAGACGCCUCAAAUUGCGGCAGUCUGUAUGUUUCAACAACGCUAGUUUGCUUCUGUGUGUUUGCAGCAGGUCCCACAGGGUCUGAUGAUCUAUUUGUGUGUUCAGCCAACGGCAACUCACCUCAUAGCUCUCUUUCACUAGCCCGUGGCACACGACUUAUAAGGCAGCUUUUUGAAGAAAAGGUCUUGUUCUCUGGGCUCACUGAGGCGCUCGGUAGCGGUAAGGCGCCUCCUGAUGACCCCCGCCCAACCUACAUCUGCGAGGGCUUCGCUCGGGUUGACUGGACUGUUUCGGUUGGGAAACUUCGUGAUCUUAUUGUUUCAGAUGCACUGCCGCGCAAUGACGUCUUUGUACGAUCUCUAGAAACCCUCACCAACAUCUACGAAGCCACUUUCGGUAGUGAGGAUGGGUGCAUCAGGUGCCCACUGCACUACAAGAUGGUUCUUAUCUGGGUUUACAUGAUGGAAGACACCUUUAUUGACUGCCUGCAGACCAAAGACCCUGUAGCUCUAUUGCUAUUAGCCUAUUACGCACCUUUGGUUCAGACUGUGAAGAGGGCUUGGUUUCUGCAUGGCUGGGCUGAUCACAUCCUCCAGGUAUGCAGGAAAUAUGUAGUACACGACUACUGUGACUUGCUUCAGUGGCCAACAGAAGCGGUGAGGGUAAUAUGA
Fusarium odoratissimum NRRL 54006 is the source of this 1272-nucleotide messenger RNA. RefSeq lists its product as uncharacterized. The transcript has 2 exons. Lineage: Eukaryota; Fungi; Ascomycota; Sordariomycetes; Hypocreales; Nectriaceae. The record is from RefSeq and is a predicted model, not a curated record. Gene Ontology annotation, molecular function: DNA-binding transcription activator activity, RNA polymerase II-specific; zinc ion binding. Gene Ontology annotation, biological process: regulation of transcription by RNA polymerase II. Bases 1 to 1272 code for a protein of 423 amino acids.